Messenger RNA from Naegleria lovaniensis, 1395 nucleotides. RefSeq lists its product as uncharacterized. The record is from RefSeq and is a predicted model, not a curated record. Bases 1 to 1395 code for a protein of 464 amino acids. The transcript is spliced from 4 exons. NCBI's taxonomy places the organism in Eukaryota, Heterolobosea, Eutetramitea, Acrasida, Naegleriidae.
AUGAGCAAUUAUCUCACCGAUUAUUCUCAAACUCUCUCUCGGGGAACGUUUGAUCAUACGGUCAUGAAUACAUUUGCGUUCGGAUCGGGUUCACGAGGUACUUCUUUGGGAGUGAAUACUUCAGGAGGAAAUGUUAAAACCGUUUCGCAAUUAACUGCUCUUUAUGAAGCCAUUCGGAACAAACCCAUCAAUACAGAGACGAGUGGAAUCUUGUCGAAACGAUCUCAAUAUGCUUCACCUCAUUCCGAUGAAUUUAUUUUAGAUAUUGCUUGUGGUGAAUCAAUCAGUGGAUUUUUGACUUCUCAUAAUCGAGUAUUUAUUUCGGGAGAUACUGAUUUGCAAGGUGGAAUUCAUAGCUGUAUCGAUUUGAGUGUAAUUAAAGAAAAGGAAGGAUCGUGUGUGGUUCGGCAAGUGGCAGUCGGAAGUAGUAUGUUUUGUAUUGUCACAGAAAAUGGAACGGUUUGGACGACGAUGACCCGAAGUGAAGGACUUCAACGUUUGUAUUUUGAAAAACAUGAUCGUACUGUGGAUCUUUCUGUGAAAAUCAAAUAUGUGUCAUGUGGAUUGUCUCAUAUUAUGGCUCUCAGCGAAAAUAAUGAAGUUUACAGUGCCGGAUUUACAAGCUAUGGAUGUUCAGGAAUGAACUUGGGAGCUCACAAUUCACACUCACAACAUCGAAAUGGAGUCAAAGUUAAAAUUCCACUCGUGCCCGGAGAUGAAGUCCGUGAUGUCUAUGCUGCCUAUUACAGAACUUUGAUUGUGAGCAAGAUGGGAUAUAUUUAUACAACAGGAUGGGGAGUUUAUCAUCAACAGGGUCUUGGAGAUGACACAUCCAAUUUGGAAAACUUUGUAUUGCAUGAGCCAAUGAAAAAGACAGGUGAAAAAGUUGUGAAAGUGGCACUUGGCGCUCUUCACACAAUUGCACUUACAGAAUCAGGAAAGGUUUUCGGUUUUGGAUUUAACAGCUAUGGACAGUUAUUUGCAACCAAUGGAGAUGAACUUUAUCCAAAAUAUUUACCUUUACCCAAACCAAUCAAAGACAUUCAUUGUGGGUGGCAUUACUCUAUUUUUGUGACUAGUGACAAUCAGUUCUAUGGAUGUGGAGCCAAUUCCAGUGGAGAAUUGGCAGCAACAGGAAAGGACCCUCAAAAUAUUGCUACACCCUCUCUCAUGACAUUACCAACUGUUCCCAACGUCUCACCAACAGAUUUAUCAUGGAGAGUCUUUGCAUGCUCGUUCAGUUCCAAUACUUACUUUUUGGGACAAUUGACAGUUUCGAAACGAUUCCAAUGGAUGCAACAACGAUUGAAAAUUGCAGCCAAAGAAACCAAUGCCUUCUCAGAUGUGACCAUGCUCGUGAAUCAUUGUGAUCAGCACACUUCCAUGCAACAAUGA